UUUUUCAGAUCUGCUUCGUGCGGUCUGGUUGGUCUCUGCGUGUGUCGGUUCGAUUCUUCAUUUCUUUUUCUCUCUCUCACUCUCACACUCUUCACUCUCGUUAUUCAUACUUCAUUUCAAUCAUUUCUCUCUUAGAAAAUCAUUAGCUAGAUCUCUUUUAUCUCUCAUUAAUCAUUGAGCUUCCGUUGAGUGUCGCCACCAUCUCCAGUUGUUUUUCUUGAGUGAAUCAAGAUCAGAUUCUGGUUCACUCCCCACUUGUGUUUUCGGGUUUUAUCAACUGGGUCUGUGUUGGAUCUUUUAAACAAGGUGGUAAAAAUGUUGGAUCCAAGUGAGAAAGGAACAGAUUCUGAUGACGGGAAUAGAAAGGCUUCAUCAGAAGAAGAAAGUAAUCAAGUGAACGAGAACAAGAAGACCUGUGCCGAUUGUGGGACCUCUAAGACCCCUCUUUGGAGAGGCGGACCAGCCGGGCCUAAGUCACUGUGCAACGCAUGUGGGAUCAGAAGCAGGAAGAAGAGAAGGGCAGUUUUGGGAAUAUCAAAAGAAGACAAAAAGACCAAAAAACCCAGCAACAAUGGCCCAAGUAACAAAAAACAGCAGCUUGGAGAGAGUUUGAAGCAGAGAUUGUCUGCAUUGGGAAGAGAAGUUCUGAUGCAAAGAUCAACGGUCGAGAAGCAACAAAAGAAGCUAGGAGAAGAAGAACAAGCGGCUGUGUUGUUAAUGGCUCUCUCUUGUGGCUCUGUUUAUGCUUAAUAAUUUAGUGUCGUCGUUCUUAAUGCUAGGUUUCAGGAAUGGGAAAAGACCAAAUUGUCCUGUGAUGAUUUUUGUUUAGGGUUUUAUUCUUGGGAGGUUUUUAACUAACUGUAUUUUGGAAGUUGGAGGAAGAAGAAGAAGUGUAAGAAAUGGAGAUCGAUUUCAUUUUUCCUAACAUAGUAAUUAAUUAAUGUGACUAUCAAGUGUAUUGAAAUUAUUAUUAUUAUUAUUAUUAUUUCAUUU
Molecule: messenger RNA, 993 nt
Organism: Mangifera indica (mango)
Lineage: Eukaryota; Viridiplantae; Streptophyta; Magnoliopsida; Sapindales; Anacardiaceae
Product: GATA transcription factor 16-like
Exons: 3
Coding region: 316-750 (144 amino acids)
Biological process (GO): regulation of DNA-templated transcription
Molecular function (GO): zinc ion binding; sequence-specific DNA binding
Source: RefSeq, a predicted model, not a curated record